This is a messenger RNA of Periophthalmus magnuspinnatus, 736 nucleotides long. It is a transcript of the gene rpp21, whose product is annotated as ribonuclease P 21 subunit. NCBI's taxonomy places the organism in Eukaryota, Metazoa, Chordata, Actinopteri, Gobiiformes, Gobiidae. The transcript is spliced from 5 exons. The record is from RefSeq and is a predicted model, not a curated record. Gene Ontology annotation, cellular component: nucleolar ribonuclease P complex. Gene Ontology annotation, biological process: tRNA processing. The coding region runs from base 27 to 527 and encodes 166 amino acids.
UAACGUUGUUCUGAUUAGUUGGUGAUAUGGCAGGUUUGAAAGAUAAAGAUGCCUAUUUACGACUUAACUUUCUCUAUCAGGCAGCACAUUGUGUUUUGGCUCAAAAUCCCGACAACAUUGAGCUGGCACGUUUCUACUGUUUCACCCAGAAGACCAUCGCUAGACGCUUAGUCCUCAGACAGGAUCCAUCAGUGAAAAGGACACUAUGUAAGAAGUGUUGCUCACUCCUCAUUCCAGGUGUAACAGCAACGAUAAGACAGAAAAAAAAAAAGUGCAAGGCCCGCUUUACUGUGACAACAUGCCUCAGUUGUGGAGAGAAAAAGGCAUUUCUCAAUAAUCCAGAUUAUGUUUUGUGGUCUGAUCGUCCAGAAGCCCAGCUGCAGGAACACAAGGAAUCAACGUCUGGUUUCUCAUCUAAAAAUCAACAGAAAAUAAAAAAUCCAGUUCCAGUUGGACUCACCUCUAAACGGGAGGAGCAGGUGAAAUCCAGCCAUUCAACUGAACCAGGAUCGUCAACUGGAAGUUAAAAAGUACAAAUGCGUUCUUUAACUCUUCUGUUUGAACUUUUAGUCUCUGUGAGACUGAUGAAAUGGUUAUAGGUUAAUAAUACUACAUCACACAUAUGAGUACAAAAAAUGUUUUUAUUUUUAUCAAUGACAUUUUGUGAUAUACAGCAGCACCACAGGUAUCAUCUUUUUACAAAGUAAUUUUGUUUAAACACCAUCUAAUGGCCUUU